UUUAUUGUUCCAUGGAUUAAACAAAGUAAGCAAUGAAAAUAAGCUCAAUAUUAAUUUCUUUUUCGAUUUUUCUGGCCUUACCAAAAUGCUGCUGGUUUAAUCGAGGCGUUAUCUCCGAUCUUGAUGAUGAGUCAUUCGAAAUGUUAAUUGCCGGCGGGUAUCAGGCAGAUUAUGCUGUUUUAGGACGACAUGUAGUAUCGAUACGUACUAUCGAUAAGAUUCGCUAUAAUGGUGAUAAUCACUUUUGUACAGGUAUGGUCAUUAGUCGUCGCGCAAUAUUAACAGCGGCGCACUGUCUUACUGACAAAUACAAGUCCGUCAUGAAUCCUCGUGGUGUAUUGGUUGUAUUUGGUAGUAGUCGCCGCCUUGAUAAUUUCAGUAACGAUGAGUCCCGUCGAUGUGAUCGAAUUAUUAUACAUCCUAACUACAAGCGUUACAUGACAAAUGAUUUAGCUAUAAUUCUUUUAACCGAACUUAUUCCCCAUAACUUAGGAAACGUGAGGCCAAUCCAGCGUCGGACAUUCAUGAAUAUUACCGAAGGCCUACGCUGUAUCACCAUGGGAUGGGGUCAGGUAUAUAGUCACGGUCCCUACUCCAAUGAGAUACUAUUCUUAAGUGUUCUCAUAGCUAGACAUGAGCACUGUGAAAUGUUUAUAAAACACUAUCACCGCGAGGGUAACCUAUGCGUUGAGCCUGUGGCGGAGGGUGAAGUUUGUCCUGGUGAUCUUGGCGGUCCACUGAUGUGUAAAGAUACUCUCGCUGGUGUUAUAGGUGGCAUCCAAGUGUGUGAAGGUGUUCAGGCCAUUAAAUUUGUAAAUUUUUCGCAUUAUAAGGACUGGGUGUACAAAACGAUUACAGGUAUAGGAGAUGGUACGCAUUCUAUACAACUUGGACAAAUGUGGCUUCUCUUGAUAUAUUUUCAACUCUUCAUUGGCUUAGUUUCUUGAAAUUAAAAAAAAUCUGUCGAAUAUCCAUUCUCAUAAA
Drosophila willistoni is the source of this 984-nucleotide messenger RNA. RefSeq names its product chymotrypsin-2. NCBI's taxonomy places the organism in Eukaryota, Metazoa, Arthropoda, Insecta, Diptera, Drosophilidae. Gene Ontology annotation, molecular function: serine-type endopeptidase activity. The record is from RefSeq and is a predicted model, not a curated record. Bases 33 to 947 code for a protein of 304 amino acids. Gene Ontology annotation, biological process: proteolysis. The transcript is spliced from 2 exons.